CGAAAUGUGAAGUGAAACAUGAAGUGAAAUAUGAAAAGAAAAAUGAAGCAAAAUAUAAAGCAAAAUAUAAAGCAAAAUAUAAAGCAAAAUAUGAAGCAAAAUAUGAAGCAAAAUACGAAGCAAAAUAUGAAGCAAAAUAUGAGUGA
Racocetra persica is the source of this 146-nucleotide messenger RNA. The record is from the annotation of a GenBank genome assembly. NCBI's taxonomy places the organism in Eukaryota, Fungi, Glomeromycota, Glomeromycetes, Diversisporales, Gigasporaceae.